Molecule: messenger RNA, 1522 nt
Organism: Thamnophis sirtalis
Lineage: Eukaryota; Metazoa; Chordata; Lepidosauria; Squamata; Natricidae
Source: RefSeq, a predicted model, not a curated record
CGCUGCCUCCCGCGUCCGUUCAAAGCCAGGGGCCCGUCGCGUCCGGAGGAAGGAUGCGGGCUGGUCGAGCGGCAGCCUGAGGGAGCUGCGGGAACUGGAAGAACCAUCCUCUUCCACAAGGAGAAAAUAAGCAGACAUGAAAAGUACUCCGCACUUCAGCUUAAGAUGCAGGACCGGGCAGGAUAUGCAAAUUAUCCUGCUGAUGGGAUUGACUGUGCUUCUUCCUGCCUGUGUACAAGCUGGAGGAAAGUCCUACACUGGACCAUGUGCAGGGAGAGACUGCAGUGGGGGCUGUGAAUGUUUUCCAGAAAAAGGAGCUCGUGGCCAGCCAGGACUGCUUGGACAGCAAGGAUUCUCUGGGCCAUCGGGAGUGAUGGGCAUACCAGGACUUUCAGGGCACAAAGGGGACAAAGGUGACCGAGGUAGACCUGGCAUUACUGGACCCAAAGGAGAAGCGGGACAAAGAGGAGUCACAGGGUUUCCCGGUGCAGAUGGAAUUCCUGGUCAUCCAGGUCAGGGAGGAUCAAGAGGAAAACCAGGCCACGAUGGUUGCAAUGGGACCAAGGGAGAUCCAGGUCCACAGGGAAUUCAGGGACCUGGUGGGACUCCUGGUUUUUUUGGAAUCCAGGGACCCAAAGGUCAGAAGGGGGAGCCUUUUGCACUGCCGGACGAAUUAGCGAUAAAGUUCAGGGGAGACCCUGGUGACCCGGGCUUGACUGGCUUCAUUGGACCACAAGGUGCUCCUGGACUAGUGGGUGAACCUGGUCUAGAAGGAGACUCAGGUCUUCCUGGACUUCCAGGACCCCCAGGACCUCCAGGGCCCAUUGGCAAUAGAGGUCUCGGCUUUUAUGGAAAGAAAGGUGAAAAGGGUGAAAUUGGACCUCCUGGUCCACCUGGGCGUCCAUCAACAGGAGAAUUCAUCAGUUCAAUAGAUGAAAUUCUAAGUGAACACAAGGGUAUGAAAGGAAGAAAAGGAAUGAUGGGACGACCUGGAUUCCCAGGUUUUCCUGCACAAAAAGCAGAAAAGGGAGAAGAAGGAAUAACUGGCUUUCCAGGACAAAGAGGUUUGCCAGGAAUCAAUGGCCUAAAAGGAGCUGAAGGAGAUGUGGUAAUAUCGAAGCCACCAGAGAAAUGGAACUUAGAUGAAGCAGACAAAGAUGCUGCAGUGCACCAGCCAGGCAUGGACAGUGACAAUGAUCCAGAUUUUGAACUGUGUAUGUCUGGUGAAUCACAUCUCAUAACAGAGUCAGAAUUAAACGACCUGAUCAGGGACUUAGGUUUAUCAAAAUCAAAAGCAGAACUACUGAGUUCAAGACUGCAAGGAUGGUGUUUGAUAUCAACAGGUGUACCUGGUGACCGGGGAAUGGAUGGCAUUCAAGGCCCUGAGGGAGAGAGAGGAACCAAAGGCAGUCCUGGCCCACCUGGUGCAGAAGGAUCAUUUGAUGGUAACUUUCUACCCCUCUGUUAUAGCGCAUUGAUUCUGGAGAAAUAUAUUCACUUUUCUCCAGUCUAUGAUAAUUGA